AUGAAUUCCAACAAUGGUAAACGCCCUAUUCCAUUUUCUUCUUCAUCCUCAUCUUCAUCCUCACCUUCACCUUCACCCUCACCCUUAUCCCAACAAUCAGAGGAUGAUCUUGAUCUCAAUACUAUAAUACAAUCACAAGAGCAAGCAUUACUAAAUGUAUAUGCUAACAACAACGUUGUCAUGGCUUACUAUAUGGAAACGAUGGCAAAUCAAGCUAGCAACUCAAGGCACGGUGGUUCGGUUCCUGGCCAUAGAGUGAUUCAUCGUGAUCGUGUCGAUGGUGAUAGAAGGUUAUGGGCUGAUUAUUUUUCAGAAAAUCCAAAAUAUAAUGAAACAAUGUUUCGUAGACGAUUUCGAAUGAGUCGAAAUUUGUUUUUACGAAUUGCCAACGCCGUUAAAGAUCAUGACAACUACUUUGUGCAACGGAGAGAUAGAAUUGGAAGGCUAGGCUUGUCUACUUUACAAAAAGUAACAGCAGCCUUUCGAAUUUUGGCUUAUGGAGUACCAGCGGAUGGAACGGAUGAAUACAUUCAAAUUGGAGAAUCAACUGCAAUUGAAAGUGUGAAGAGAUUCUGCCGAGCAAUUGUAGAGAUCUUCGGGGAGCGCUAUCUAAGAGCACCUGAUGCUAAUGACGUUGCAAGGUUGCUUCAAAUUGGCGAGAGUCGUGGUUUUCCAGGGAUGCUUGGGAGUUUAGAUUGUAUGCACUGGACUUGGAAAAAUUGUCCAACAGCUUGGGCUGGACAAUAUUCUGGGCGUAGUCGAGAACCAACUAUUAUUCUUGAGGUUGUAGCUGAUUAUGAUUUGUGGAUAUGGCAUGCACAUUUUGGUUUGCCAGGGUUAAAUAAUGACAUUAAUGUUUUGGAGGCGUCUCAUUUGUUUACAAACCUUGCAAAUGGUAUAGCACCCCCAGCUCAUUAUGUUAUUCAAGGAGAACAGUACCAUACGGGAUAUUAUUUAGCUUAUGGUAUAUACCCAAAAUGGUCAACAUUGGUACAAACCAUUCAUGAACCUCGAGGGCUAAAGAAAAAGUUAUUUGCAACGAUGCAAGAAGCAUGUAGAAAAGAUGUCGAACGCGCAUUUGGGGUCCUCCAGUCACGAUUUGCAAUAGUCAAGGGACCGGCACGUUUUUGGGAUAAACGUGUAUUACAUGAUAUAAUGACAUCUUGCAUCAUAAUGCACAAUAUGAUAAUUGAAGAUGAACGUGAUGAGCAAGCGGAUAUACAAAGGUGGAGAGAAGCGCCGGCUAUUGAAGUUGAUCUACGUAGAGAUGAAGCUACUCUAUUUCAAGAAUUUCUUGCUCGACAUAGACAAAUAAAAGAUAGAGAAGCGCAUUAUGCACUUCGUAAUGCAUUGAUUGAGCAUUUGUGGCAACUAUAUGGUAAUUCUGAAAAUUAA
Ipomoea nil (Japanese morning glory) is the source of this 1395-nucleotide messenger RNA. RefSeq lists its product as uncharacterized. The coding region runs from base 1 to 1395 and encodes 464 amino acids. The transcript has a single exon. The record is from RefSeq and is a predicted model, not a curated record. Lineage: Eukaryota; Viridiplantae; Streptophyta; Magnoliopsida; Solanales; Convolvulaceae.